AUGCCAAGGUGGCAGAUCCUCGCCCUGGGCGCCUUGGCUGGUCUCGUCGGCGCAACACCAAACUGCCGCGAAUGCUCAGACUACUGCGCCUUUCCCACAAUCACCGAGACAACCAGCUUGAGUGCCUAUAUCCCCGAACCGACGACGGUCACGGAGAAAAUUACCGUGACAGAGACGACUAUCAAGUGGGAUACCAAGACGGAAACCGAGACGGAGACGGAAACAGAGACGGAGACGAAGACCGAGACGGAAACGAAGACCGAGACGGAAACGAAGACCGAGACGGAGACAGAGUCGGUGACAGAAACCGUCCCAGCGUCCGCCUCCACUGUACUUGUCAUUUCCACCGUCUUCACCACCGAGGUCGUGAGCGACACUGUCACCAAACUCGUCCCGACGACCGAGUGGGAAGUGUCCACGACCACCGACUACAGCACAACGACUGAGGUGGUGACCACUGUUAAGAAGUAUCCCGUCACAGUGACAGAAUCAGUAUGCACCGGCCCUGGAGAGACCAGCAGCGGAGCGGCACCCACGCCUUAUCCCACAUACGGUGGCGGAGCGAUCUCGGUCCCUAGCGGUGAGCCAGACUGCGUCUACUACACCACCACAAUAUGGACGACCGUCACGGAGACGGACACGACCACCUACACGCUCAGUGUCCCCGAGACCGAGACGGUUACGCACGUUUCGACAGACGUGGUGACGGAGGUGACGACCGAUGUCUCGACCUACACCUACUCGACCAUCUCCACUUACACCACCACGUUCACCUACGUGACCGUGGUUCCCACGACCGUUGUCUCUGAUCACACCGAGCUUGUUACCACGACGUAUACCAGCGUCUCGACUUUCACCACGGAGGUCUUGGUCACCGAAGUGACGACCGAGACGAUCGUAUCUACCCUGCCGGGGUCGGUCACCACCGUCACCGAACGGCCCCGCGUGACGGUUUGCCCUGCGCCGACGAACGUGCCCGGCGUCAAUCCGAUCGACACGUACGACCCCAAGUCGAACCGCACGUGGGGGUGCAAGCCCGGCUUCGUGUGCAACCCGCCCAAGCCGCAAGGUUGCAACCUGUGGGCCGACUCGCCGGCCGACGACUACGUCUGCCAGCCGCAGCACUGCGUCCCCGCCCCUCGCUACACGCUCACCAACUGGGCCGAGAACGAGACGUCGUACUACCCGCCCAGCGAAGGUUACUUCAACCUCAACCCCAACGCCUUCGGUCUCCCGUACUCCAUCUUCGACGCCGAGACCAUCGUCAAGAAGAUCGACGGCAGGAAGGUGACCAUCACGACCGGCAACUGGGCGUCCGCCACAGACCUGACCGUCUUCCCGCCACCGGCGCCGGCCGCGACGGGCGCUGCGGAGCCUGCGGAGGAGGCUGUCGACAGGAGGAGGCACUGGGAAGCGCAAGCCCAGCGGCGCCAGAGCGACGGCUCCCCGGUCGCGCCGGCCAUCUGCUUCGACGACUGCAACAACGUGUACGUCGAGGUCCAGGCGGUGGGCAAGUGGCCGACCAUGUGCCUCCCCGGGUCCCAGUUCCUGAACGACCUGCAGCUCUGCUUCGACUGCAUCGAGGCCAACUCGGACGACGGACCGCUCACGCGGCGCCACUACGUCGAUCCCAAGUUUGAGCAGUUCCUCCGCUUCUGCGAGGGCCAGGACGCCGAACCGAUUACCUCUACGAGCGCGCUCCCUUCGGCGCCGCCUGCCGAGUCGGCCGUCACCUCGCGCCCGGGUGGUGAUGAUGACGAUGAUGAUGGCGACCAUGUGUCGACUACGUCGCAGGCCCCGACCGCCUCGAAUACGUCUGCCGUGCCGAUCCCCCCCGUUUCGGAGACGGAGACGACGACCGCGUCGACGACCACGUCGUCCGAAGAGGCCCCGGCUCCGACUUGGGAUGCCUCGGAACCGUCAGAGUCUGCAGGAGAGGCAACAUCUGCACCCACCACACCCACCACACCCACCGGUCCGAUCGAGACGGAGUCUGUGGUCGAGAGCGAGAGCGAGAGCGAGGGGGUAGAGCCAACGUCUUCUUUGCCUUUGCCUUUGCCUUCGGAUUCGGAUUCGGAUUCGCCCUCGCCCUCCUCGGCCUCGACCGCACCCAGCUCGACGGGGGAUGACGAGCAACCGGAGCCCACGUCGGAACUUCCGUCCGGCGUGCCCUCGGAAGCGCCAUCGCCUUCGGAAUCGGAUCUCUUCCCGCCCCCCGAGUCGGUCACUUCGUCCUUCUCCAUCGUGCCGAGCCCGACGUUUGACCAGCCGUCCGUCGUACCCACCGCCGCAGCCGUUCGUUCGGGCGUAUCAGGCCUGCUUGUUGCAUUCGUGGCACCCCUUUUCGCCUUCAUCAUCCUCCUUUAA
Molecule: messenger RNA, 2367 nt
Organism: Sodiomyces alkalinus F11
Lineage: Eukaryota; Fungi; Ascomycota; Sordariomycetes; Glomerellales; Plectosphaerellaceae
Exons: 4
Coding region: 1-2367 (788 amino acids)
Source: RefSeq, a predicted model, not a curated record